AUGUCAAUAGGGAUCAGAAAAUCCAAUAAGAUCCGCCACAUUGUGAGAAUCCGGCAGAUGCUCCUGCAGUGGCGGAGGAAAGCGGCGGCGUGUUCGUCAGCCCAUGGAAGCGGCGGCGUUGUUCCGGCGGACGUGCCGGAGGGACACGUGGCGAUCUGCGUGGGAAUUAGCAGUUACACGAGGUUCGUGGUUCGCGCCACGUACCUGAACCAUCCCAUUUUGAAGACGCUAUUGGCUCAGGCGGCCGAGGAAUACGGGUUCGCUCAUCAAGGCCCCCUCGCUAUUCCCUGCGAAGAAUCUUUGUUCCAGGAAAUUCUCCGUUUCAUUUCUCGACCCCGUUCCAGUAACUCCGUUAAGGUCGGUGAAUUUAACCGCUGCAAAUGCCUCGUCGGAUACCACAACGGUCUCGAUGUUUUCGCCGAAUCUCGCCCGUUGCUCCGUACGUGAAUACACCGGCGGCGAAUAAGCUCCGAUCCGCCGCUCCGGCGAGUCCAAUUCGAAAUUCUAAAUUUCUCUGAUUAUUAUAUUUUUGCUAAGGAGAUGGCAAAGCGGGUCAACUCAGUCAUCCCGAGUUCAAUUGGUUUACACAUGAUCGAAGAAAUCAUCUUUUUUCUAGUCCAUCCAUUGGACUGUAUGUGUGUAAUAGUAAUGUUUGAGGCUUUUCAGCCUUUUUUUCCGGUUCUACUCAAUCCGUAGGGCCGUGUAGUAUGUAUUUCUCUACUUUUCCCUUUUUGCCUUUCUCUUUUGUCGGUGAUUAUGGAAGCUAGCUUUGUAUAUGAUGAUCGAUUAAUCAAUAAUAGCUUGAUCGAGUGCAUGUGUUGAGUUAGGCUUAUGUUACUACGUUAAUGUUAACGUAGUAGUUGAUAGGGUUAAUGUCAUUAUCAAAGACAGCAAGAAUGAACUUGAAUAUGUUUUCCUGCC
Ipomoea triloba (trilobed morning glory) is the source of this 921-nucleotide messenger RNA. Its product is annotated as auxin-induced protein 6B-like. The record is from RefSeq and is a predicted model, not a curated record. The transcript has a single exon. NCBI's taxonomy places the organism in Eukaryota, Viridiplantae, Streptophyta, Magnoliopsida, Solanales, Convolvulaceae. Gene Ontology annotation, biological process: response to auxin. The coding region runs from base 1 to 447 and encodes 148 amino acids.